AUGUGGGCUGGUGGGGUUUUGUUUUUAACGAUAUGGAUAGUUGGGAGCGAUGCGUCCCGAUCCCACUACAACAACCAGUCGGCGCACGAGCUGACGCCGCCGCCGGACGAAAUCGCGCCGAUGCUGCCCGACGAAGGGUUCCAGGGGUCCACCGUCAUCGCCGGCAUGAGGCCAGACAGCUUCGGCCAGUUCUUUAACUUCUUGGACGGAGACAGCUUUGGCAUAGGCCCAAUGCACGAAUUCGUCUACGGCUGGCAAGCCAUAGUGAACACUAUGAGUAUGAAGAACAACGUCGAGGUUCGCAAGCGAGCCGGCUUGCAGCGCUUCGCCCUAGCAGGCAUCAAUGGUAUUACCCUCGUCUCCCAUAUUGGAGUGACGGAGAUCAUGAUCAAUGGGACAAGGACGUACUGUUUCGGAGGCGCCUCAAGGCCACCUGGCCGAAGGAGUGUUAUUUGCAAGGGUGCGAUGUAUCAAGAAGCUAGAUUCACAUGCAAAGUGCCGUAUCUGCGGUAUCCCACAGUUCUGGGGUACAAAUAUUGCAUUGAAAAGUAUGCUGCAGUGGCGACCCUUGAUGGCUCAUACAAAACCACGUAUUGUGCUCGCGGAGAAUCCGUACCAAAGUUUCAUUACGACUACAUCUGCGAACGACGCGACAUCAAAAUAAAACGAAUUAAUUUAACGGACCCCAAUGAAAGGUUCAAUAUUCGAAACCCGGUCGUGCGCAGAGCAGAAUAUUAUAGAGCCCCGUAUGAUAUUCUGAAGGCUUGUCCAGAUUGGUACGGUUGCCACUUGCGCAUUUCUCCAGAAGAUCUGGAAGUAGAAGUGCCUCCCGGCCUGAUGGAUGCCAAUGAGACUGCUUUCGUGGGGAGUGGAGGAAGAUAUUGGCUUUCCUUAUAUUAUACUCAGCUGUCUACGUAUGCAGUUUAUUUCCAGGCCCACGGAGAGUAUCCGUGGCAAUCGAACCGGCCAAUUGUGUCCAUUGACAAAGGUGGCAUAUGGGAGCAGCUCCUGAAGGCCAAUAUUGGUCCAGACAUGAAUCUGCAUUACAAUUUGAAUGGAAUUUACAAUAGAUUCCCAGGUGCAGCCCCGGUUGCGCCUGAUCUGAUGAGAAAUGAUGGCCAGGUUCAACCAGCCAACUUUAGAACUGACACACGCGACCCGGGGGGCGAGGAUAUCCUCCUUGCGAAUCCACAUAAUGCAGAUCCUGGGAACAUUAUCUAAUGGCAAAAUAACAAGGGUGAUGCAGGUCUUCGUGGUUUCAGGUCAUCUAAUUCUGAUAGAAAGAAACAUUUGUAAUUAAACACGAAUAAAAUUAUUGACUGAUUGG
Ostrinia nubilalis (European corn borer) is the source of this 1327-nucleotide messenger RNA. RefSeq lists its product as uncharacterized. The record is from RefSeq and is a predicted model, not a curated record. NCBI's taxonomy places the organism in Eukaryota, Metazoa, Arthropoda, Insecta, Lepidoptera, Crambidae. The transcript is spliced from 10 exons. The coding region runs from base 1 to 1221 and encodes 406 amino acids.